CAUAGUUGCUGGAGUCUAAACAUCAGAAAAACACCAGUCUAUGCACAAAUUUUCUGUUUUAAAAUAGGGAAAUAAACCUGUGACAAAAAGGACACAGUUUUCAGGAGACUACAUACUUUGUAGGAUUUCUGUGAAUAAAUUUGUACAAAUCAGAAGAUUUUCAUGUCUCCAUUCAUGAGGAAUAUACCGUUUAGAUGCGACAAUUUAGAAAAUGGCACUUACCGGACAAUGGAAAAUCAUGCACUAAAAUAAAAAAAGACCUCACAUUUAAGAGAGACCUCACAUGGCUAUUGAGACCACCAAAUUUUGACAUCUGUGCUGUUGGUGUAAAAACCUUUGGUAAAAAAUACUUUUUCAUGGUAAGGUUGACAUUUGCAUGGAAUUGCCCAGUUCUAACAUUUUUACAAUGUUUUUACAUUUUUAAACAUGUAGAAAAACAAAGUUGGUAAAUUAUGACUGCAAGGACACUAAAUUGUGGUUACUCAAUUUGAACGACAUACAUUUGAACUACAUAAUCUUCAUGCGCAGACUUUGCGCAGAGAUGGUGCUCUUCAAUACAACUCUAUGCGUCAUAUAAACGUAGGCGUAGAAGUUUUUUCGCGGGAAGUUUUUCUGUGCAAGCUGGAUGUGUCACUGCAGGUCACACAAGUUUCCUUAAAAUAAUUGAUAAGCAGACCUUGCGUUUUCAGUUUAAGCGAUGGACCAAACGGAAAACAACACAUCACACCUUAACGGAACACACAGUGAAGGUCUGAUGAAGAAGAGGCAGGACUAUCUGGAGUGGCCUGAAUAUUUCAUGGCUGUUGCGUUCUUAUCAGCACAGAGGAGCAAAGACCCUAAUUCUCAGGUUGGUGCCUGUAUCGUGAAUCAGGAGAAUAAAAUAGUGGGCAUUGGGUACAAUGGGAUGCCCAACGGUUGCGAUGAUGACCUGCUGCCCUGGUCUCGUAGUGCUGAUAACAAGCUGGACACCAAAUACCCAUACGUGUGCCAUGCCGAGCUGAACGCCAUCAUGAAUAAGAACUCGGCUGAUGUUAAGGGCUGCACCAUGUACGUGGCGCUUUUUCCCUGUAAUGAGUGCGCCAAACUCAUUAUUCAAGCAGGUAUAAAGGAUGUGAUCUAUUUGUCAGACAAAUACCAUGACAGUCCAGAAAUGACUGCCUCCAGACGGCUGCUUAACUUGGCGGGAGUCGCAUACAAAUGCAUAGCUGAGCUGGAGCUGACCUGUGGAAAAAAUGCAUUUAACUCUCCAUGUCCUUCAACAAAUAAAACACUUUCACUUGCCUUUGACCCUAAAGCUCAAGUUUCGGUCGUGCGUAGGACCUACGUCGUAGCUACGCCGUAGGCGGUGCGUAGCUCUGUGUAGACAGACGUGCACCUCUCCAAAAAUGUAAUAACGCGUCAACUCAUCGCUGACCCUACGUGGACCGCAAGCACUGUGAUUGGUCUGUUUGAACCCCUCCCUCAGGUAAAAAAAAUAAUGAUCUAAGUCAAUUAUUUGUUCUUCAAAAGUGACUGUUUACUUGCUGUUUAUUUAUCACUGCUAAUGCUUCUCAAAGGAGCUGCUUCUUCUUUGGCUCUUGUCUUGGUUACAUAAUCGACACACGUGGUCAUUGCCUGUCGACGUGGACAACGACGCACAAGUAUAAAGGAAAACCGGCGUGUUGCCUACAGCGUAGGUCUGACGCAGAAGUAAAAAUCUGCCUUAAGAGUGGCUUGCAGCAACACGCGAAACAUGCUUUAGGAUUUUUCCCCCUUAGCCAGAUAAAGAAUAAUGGUAGAUAAACAGAAGUGUUAUUGAAACUUCACCUUUGUUGAAGUAGACUCGUGCAUUCUGAAUAAGACGAUGAAUCGAUUUUGUUCAAGGAUGAUCUUAAGACGGAUUUGCAUUAAGGAAUAAAGUAGAGCAAGACUCAAAGCCUUGUGGGUGUUCAUGGACAGUCUUCGAAUACUUUGCUGCAUGCAGAGUUUCUUUUUGCAUUGGUUUGUGUUGUUAUGGAGGUUCAAUGGAAAGGAAUAGAUUUUCCUUCCAUCCAGCUCAUCUCAAACUGAGCGGUGAGGUUAAUACAAGAACAAAAAGUAGAAGUAACAGGGAAGACAGUGAACUGAUGGAGGGGAAAAAAUAAAUAAAAGGAGAUGAAAAGGCAUGUGGAGCGACACAGAGGACAAGGCUAAAAGUGUGAAAAUAAAGAGUUUACCACCUGCUGGUUUGGUUCCUUUCGCUGGGACGGUUUCUUUUUAGAUGUGGAGCUAUGUGUCCCUUUGCCUGAUGGUGGGGAAGCUGCUUGUGUUCUCUCAAGAGUGUGUAACUUGUUUUACUCAAAGCUUUAGUGUGUUGAGGUCAGUCGCUUAUGAGACAAAAACAACGAGGACAGGAAGUAUUGUCUUUCACGCUAUCAAGGUACUUUUGAAAUGGAAGUGCAGAUUUGUAUGUCUGCUUUAACUUGUAUAGUAAUCUUUCUUGAUUUGGACCAAUGUCAGUUUUUAGUUUUAAUGUUUCUGUCUUGCAGGCAGUUCGAACCAAAGCAAAGCAGGAUUGUUAUAGAUUUUAGUUCGAUCAAUCACUCUGGAAUGAACCGUGUCAAUUGUCUAGAGGGGCUGCAGUCACCGUAGACAGAGGAACAUGGACGAUGACACUCAAAGCUGAAAAUGCACAAUGUUUUAUUUACCUAUAUGCUGAUGAUAGUCUUCAUGGUUUCUAUGGGGGUGAUUUAUCAUUCACUAUGGACUAGUUGUUGUUUUAUGGUUUUUAAAAUUAAUAUUGGGAUCUGAAUUUAAAGGGAUAGUUCACUCAAAAGAAAACAAAAAACAUUCACACACCCUCAUGUUGUUUCAAACCUGUAUCACAUUCUUUCUUUGCAGAGCACAAAGAUAUUUUGAAGAACAUUGGUAACCAUACAACAUUGGACCCAUUCAUUAUAUAGACACAAAAUCACUGAGACAUUUCUUAAAAUAUAUUCUUUUGUGUUACAAAGGAGGAAAGGUCAUAUAUAUAGGGUUUGAAAUGACAAGAGGGUGAGUAAAUGACAGAAUUUAUAUAUUUGGGUGUACUAUCCCUUUAGCUUUUUUUGAUGUUUUGAAUGUAUUUUUUAUAUUCUAAUGUACAGAAUACAUAUUAUUCACUUCUUCAAUGGCAACAAGUUAGUAGUUGUCUUAUGGGAGGUACGUUUUAAAUUCAGAUUGUUUUACAGUGUUUAUGGGUGAGGUAAAAUUAGAAAAUCAAUCUGAAUCAUCAUUAUUGGUAAAUAUAACAUUUACCUAUAGGAGGGACCUUUCCUCACUACAUUUUUUGUAUAUUCUGUCAAUCAUUGAUUUACAAUACACAUGUUGUCUGCGUUCAGUUUGAGAGAAAAAAAAUGUUAGAAUUUAGUUUUUGAUAGGAUUAAAAUGUCUUAAAAGUGCUAAGAUCCAUUUGAACAUGUUUUUGUUCUGUGUACAUUGUUAUACUGGAAUCUUUGUCUCAAAAUAAACAAAUA
This is a messenger RNA of Triplophysa rosa, 3473 nucleotides long. It is a transcript of the gene dctd, whose product is annotated as dCMP deaminase. The record is from RefSeq and is a predicted model, not a curated record. Gene Ontology annotation, biological process: dUMP biosynthetic process; dTMP biosynthetic process. Gene Ontology annotation, cellular component: cytoplasm. The transcript is spliced from 6 exons. Bases 698 to 1342 code for a protein of 214 amino acids. Lineage: Eukaryota; Metazoa; Chordata; Actinopteri; Cypriniformes; Nemacheilidae. Gene Ontology annotation, molecular function: zinc ion binding; dCMP deaminase activity.